AUGAAGCAUCGAACAUCCAUUUCCAUUAUUAUCACCUUGUUUAUCAUCACUUCUCUUAGUGUUUCCCAAGCUAUUGACUGUAAACCUGGAAAUGGUGGGUCAAAAGUUGCAUACACCAUAGUUGUUGAUCAGUCUGAGAAAGCAAACUUCAAAACAAUUCAAGCAGCUAUUGAUUCCAUCCCAACAAAUAACGAUCAAUGGAUCAAAGUUCAAAUCAAUCCUGGCAUCUACACAGAACAAGUGACCAUUCCACCUGAGAAGCCAUGUAUUUUUCUUGAAGGACAAAGUAGCAGACUCACAACCAUUACUUAUAAUGCACAUGAAAGAACUGAUAUUAGUGCUACUUUUACCUCAAGACCAAGCAAUAUUGUAGCAAAGGGUAUAACCUUCAAGAAUUCAUUCAACCGUCAAUUGAUGCAAAAGAUCUACAAGGAAAAAGAGUUACGUCAUACAGUUCCAGCAGUUUCAGCUCUAAUUUAUGGUGAUAAAUCUGCUUUCUAUGACUGUGCUUUCCUUGGGUUUCAAGAUACAUUGUGUGAUGCCCUAGGCCGGCAUCACUUGUAUAAUUGUUACAUUGAAGGAGCAGUAGAUUUUAUAUUCGGUUCUGGCCAAUCUUUUUACGAGAGUUGUUCGAUCAAUGUUACGGGUGGAGGUUAUAUAACAGCUCAAGGUAGAGAAUUUCCUCAAGACGCUAAUGGUUUUGUAUUUAGUGGUUGCAAUGUUUAUGGGCUUAAAGGUGUUCGAGCUUAUCUUGGGAGAGCCUACAGGGCAUACUCAACAGUAAUCUUCAAGGACACAUUUUUAUCCGAAGUGGUUGAGCCUCUUGGAUGGGAUUCUUGGACUUACGUAGGGCAUGAGGGCAAUUUCACCUAUGCAGAGGUUAAUUGUAAAGGAUUGGGAUCAGACACUUCAAAGCGUGCGUCAUGGGUGAAGAAGCUUGAUGAAACACAACUCAAUAAGUUUUCAAAAUCAUCCUUCAUCGAUCAAGAUGGCUGGCUUGCCAAGCUACCUCUUUGA
Messenger RNA from Dovyalis caffra, 1017 nucleotides. The record is from the annotation of a GenBank genome assembly. NCBI's taxonomy places the organism in Eukaryota, Viridiplantae, Streptophyta, Magnoliopsida, Malpighiales, Salicaceae.